Molecule: messenger RNA, 816 nt
Organism: Coffea eugenioides
Lineage: Eukaryota; Viridiplantae; Streptophyta; Magnoliopsida; Gentianales; Rubiaceae
Product: BURP domain-containing protein BNM2A-like
Exons: 3
Coding region: 34-816 (260 amino acids)
Source: RefSeq, a predicted model, not a curated record
GAAAGCAAAGGAAGUUUUAACAGAAAAGCAGACAUGGCCGCUGGACUCCAUUCUUGCAUUUUCAUCUUUCACGCUUUAGUUGUCUUGGAGUGUGUUUGUGGCAGUAGAGCCAGGAAAAUUGCUGAAGAACCCUUAAAUGUUGAUGAUCAUAAAGAGACGCACGAGAUGCUACAAACAACCAGGCACAACCUUAAUGCUCCAAUCUACGCUCCAGACAGCGACAAUCCUGGCCGCAAGCAUGUAGCAAAUGGAGUGCCUGAAAAGCUUGAUCAAAUGAGUCCAUCUGUAUCGUCGGAUAAAGAUCAUAUGUACGAGCUUGCAGUAAAGGUUUUCUUCACCGACAAACAGAUCAAACUUGGGAACAGGAUUCCAAUCUAUUUCCCCGUCGUAGAGCCUUCUGCCAGACCCCCUCUACUGUCUAGAGAAGAAGCUGAUUCCAUUCCAUUUUCAUCGUCCCAACUGCCGUAUCUUCUCCAUCUCUUUUCCUUUUCCCAAGACUCCCGCCAAGCCAAAGCGAUGAUAGAUACACUGAGCCACUGCGAAUUCAAAUCAGCAACAGAGGACGCCAAGUUUUGCGCAACGUCCCUGGAAUCCAUGCUUGACUCUGCACGUGAGAUCCUGGGAUCAAAAGCCCCACUGAAAGUUGUAACUACGAAUCACCUAACAGAGCAAACCUCUAGCAUAUUGCAGAACUAUACAAUCCAGGAUGAACCCCGAGUGAUCUCGCCUGCCAGAAUGGUAGCAUGUCAUGUUCUGCCUUACCCUUACGCAUUUAAGAAGGGUCCAGGCUCGAAGAAGCUGCCGAUUUGGCGUUGA